AUGAUGUUUAUUUUGUUCUUCCAUUUUCAUUUUUUUGGAAUAAUUGUUGAAGCUUAUUAUCUUUAACAUUUUAUGACUUCAUCAAUUUCUGGUGACGAAGGUAAAGACUAUCAUAUUCAUUUAGGGUGGUUAAUUAAAUCCUUUACAUUGUAGCCUCUGUUCAUACAUAAUAUAGUGUAGGAAACAUAAUUUUUGGGGGAUAUCAGAAAUUUGGAUGUUAUUUGUCAACUAAAACUUAAAUAAUGAAAUAUUUCAUGCUGCCACCUCAUUAUAAAGUGCGUAUAGAUAUCAACUUUUGAAAAUUUUAAUAAAGUUAGAAUAAUCUUUUACUUAUAUUAAUAUAUCUUAAGAAUUGAUGAUUGGCCAAGUGCAUAGCUUUUUUAUAUAAUUGUAGAUUAAUGGACUUAAUCUUGGUAUUUUACAGAUAAUACAGGAUCAAAUAUAAGUGCUGAUAUUGGUUCAGACUAUAGUUCUUCAUAAUAUAAUGAUUUCCCUCUUCAUACAUUAAAUUCAAUAAUUGUAGAAUUAUACUCAGAUUGUUCAACCACAGUAUUUGUUAUUUUAAAAUCUUAAGAAAUUUUGGGGACUUACUAAUUUCUCUAUAACGUUAAAUAAAUGUUACUUAGGAUACCAGUUUUUUUUAGAUUCUACAACUGAUUGUAUCAUGUGGAUAUUGUGGCAAUCAUUUUUUCAACUACAGAACCUUUUUGAUGGUCUUGAAGGUUGGAUUAAGAAUAAGUUUCCCACUUUUACAUUAUAGACCAAUGAUUGUAAGUAUGUAAAGUAAUUAGAGUUUAACUUAAAAUGCUUGUCUUAACUCAAUUUGAUUCUGUAAUAACUUAUCUUACACUACUAGAUCAUCUUUCCUUAAUAAUACAAUUUAGAAUUGAAUAUCUUUCAACUAUGCCCAUAACAGUUAGAGUUUACUAAGUGAGAAAAAGUAGCUUGAUUAUAGAGCAUGGGUAAUUGAUGAUCCUAAAAAUCAAAUUAAAUUAAAAAUAAAUAGUGUAGAUGGUACAGUGGGCAUUCGUGAAUUGUCAGUCAUUCUUCGAGGGCCAAUAAACUUAAUUUAAUGUAUUGAUGAUAAUUUAGUACCAUUUGAUGGUUGUUUUGUUAAGUAAGAAUCAUGUUUGGAAGGGUGUACAUUUUGUGUAAAAGGAGAAUGGUUUGAAUAAAAAUUUUGAGCCAUCUUUCUUGCGGAGAUAAGAUAAUAACAGGAAAUGA
Messenger RNA from Paramecium primaurelia, 1224 nucleotides. The record is from the annotation of a GenBank genome assembly. NCBI's taxonomy places the organism in Eukaryota, Ciliophora, Oligohymenophorea, Peniculida, Parameciidae.